Messenger RNA from Penicillium macrosclerotiorum, 1035 nucleotides. Its product is annotated as actin-related protein 2/3 complex subunit 2. Gene Ontology annotation, molecular function: actin filament binding; structural constituent of cytoskeleton. The transcript has 5 exons. NCBI's taxonomy places the organism in Eukaryota, Fungi, Ascomycota, Eurotiomycetes, Eurotiales, Aspergillaceae. Bases 1 to 1035 code for a protein of 344 amino acids. The record is from RefSeq and is a predicted model, not a curated record. Gene Ontology annotation, biological process: Arp2/3 complex-mediated actin nucleation; actin filament polymerization. Gene Ontology annotation, cellular component: Arp2/3 protein complex; actin cytoskeleton.
AUGCUGCUUUUGGACUAUCAGAACGCAUUGAUCCAAUCGCUCCUCACGGAGCGGUUUUCUAGCGCUACUCCGGCCUCAAUUGACCAAGUGGUUUCCGACUUUGAUGGCGUGACUUUCCACCUCUCGACCCCCGAAUCCAAAACCAAGAUCCUCAUCUCGAUCAAUGUGAAGUGUUUCAAAGAGCUCGUCCAGUACGGCGCCCAGGAGGUCCUGGAGCGGGAAUAUGGCCCCUACAUCGUUUCGCCCGAGCCCGGCUAUGAUUUCUCCGUACAAGUCGACCUCGAGAACUUGCCUGCGGACCAAGAGGCUCGGGAUGAGCUGAUCAUGAAGCUGGCAUUGCUGAAGCGGAAUGCCAUGGCAGCUCCCUUUGAGCGGGCCUUUGACGAGUUCGCGAAGCUGGCGGAAGAGGCCUCGAGGUACACGUCGGAGUCGGCGCCGCAGGGUGUGAAGGAGGGUGGCGAGGUGAUGGCAAUUCAUUAUCGUGAGGAGGAAGCCAUCUAUAUUAAGGCUAGCUACGACCGGGUUACUGUGAUCUUCAGCACCGUAUUCCGCGAGGAGACAGAUCGGAUCUUCGGCAAAGUAUUCUUGCAGGAAUUCGUCGAUGCUCGACGCCGGGUUGUGACUCUCCAGAAUGCGCCCCAAGUCCUCUUCCGCAACGACCCCCCACUUGAGCUUGAGGGCGUCCCCGGUCUCAAGAAUACCGGCGAGGGUGAAAUCAGUUAUAUUACUUUCGGUAAAUAUGGCCCUAUGCUUCGCGUUGCAUCCGGCUUUUUCUUGUUCGAUGUUCCUGACAAAGAAUCUACAGUGCUAUUCCCGCGACACUUGACACCCCAGCGCCGCUACGAAAACAUUUCCCACAUUCAAACUUUCCGUGAUUACUUCCAUUACCAUAUUAAAGCCUCGAAGGCAUACAUUCACACUCGAAUGAGGAAGCGCACGGCGGACUUCCUGCAAGUCCUCAACCGUGCACGGCCGGAGAACGAAGAGCGCGAGCGCAAGACGGCGAGUGGUCGGACAUUCCGCGUGCAGAGCUAG